Messenger RNA from Anolis carolinensis (green anole), 1960 nucleotides. RefSeq lists its product as uncharacterized. Gene Ontology annotation, biological process: sperm-egg recognition. Gene Ontology annotation, cellular component: membrane. The transcript is spliced from 3 exons. The record is from RefSeq and is a predicted model, not a curated record. Bases 861 to 1298 code for a protein of 145 amino acids. NCBI's taxonomy places the organism in Eukaryota, Metazoa, Chordata, Lepidosauria, Squamata, Anolidae.
CCUGGGAAGCAGCUCCCAUCCCAAUGGGUGUCACUUUACUCAUGCAAUAAUGUAUCAGCACCUGGAUACUUGUUGCUUCAAGUUCCAAAACAAUGAGAGGUGUGGGAAACUGUUAUUAACCCUGCCCAGAAACACAAACUGGAGAAUUCAUUGCCUCAGCAAAUCAUUAUUUCUCUUUCAGUCCUCACCCCCAGCCUUCUUCCCCUCCCCCUCUUGCUCCACAGUCUCCCAAAACUAGAUCUCAAGGUCACCGAGUUCAGUCAAUGGAGGAGGGAGUGAAACAACUCAAGGUUUUAGUCUGAAUUGUAAAGUCCAAGGUGCUGAAUUUACCAGUGUGGUAAUGACUGUCCAACUCCUCUGGUAAUUAAAACCUGGAGCAAAUUUAUUGCCUCAAAGGCACCAGAGCCACUGAAUUUCCCCCGAACCUUAAUAAGACAUGGGUUUGAAAGAUUCUUCUCCAAAAACCUUUGAAAGUCUUUAAACAAAGGGUGAUUGGUUUGCUUUAACUGGAGUGCUUUAAUUGUGUCAUCCGGCAUGGCAGGAUGGGGUUGAGCUGGGUGGCCCUUGGGGUCUCUUUCAACUCUAUUAUUCUAUGACUUCAGCACCGUGCUUUCCCCAUCUGUCGUUGAGACAUCUCAAGUUUAGACUGAAAUGGGUGUGCUUGGAACAACAACCUGAUCACCUCCCAUUCUCAGCUUGAUGGCAGCAGGUUUUGACACAUGACUGCUGAGUCAAGCAGCAAUAUAUAGAGGUGGUACUAUUAAUCAUUGGUUAAUCUCUGAUAGGUGUUCCAGCAGAGCUGCCGCUACUCCUUCGCUUAGUGUCUUGGAAGGUGUCAUCUUUCUCUAUUCCAACGCCUGAUGUCCUCGUAUUUCAGAACUCAAGAUAUGGACAAAAAAGCUGCUGCCACCCUGUUCUUCACAUUGUCUUUUUUUCAAAUAGCUUUGUGCCAGCAAACAGGCCUCCAGUGUUACAAAUGUAAGUUCGACCAGCCCUGCUCAGAUGCAUCAUCUGUGGUGAACUGUCAAGAAGGAGAAGUUUGUGGCUUCAUAAAGGGAAACUCAGAGUCCAAAGUCCAUGAGCCUAUCUUUGGAAUGGGCUGUGUCACAGAGACAAAAUGCAGCAGCGAUGAGAAGAUUAUUCAUUCCAGCAACCCAUUUCGGGUCACCUAUUCCUGCUGCAACACCAAUUACUGCAACAACGGCAUGUCUAGAUUCUACGCUGCUUCAAGAACUCACCUCACCUUGCUCUUUGUGGCCACUCUCUCCACCAUCCUAUUGACUUUCCUGAGUGCCUAAUUCACCUGUUUUGUGAGAAAUAUGUCCCCUCCCCAGCCUUGUCAGUAACUGGAUCCUCAAACACAUACAUACACACACAUGCCUUUGGACUGAAACUCAGCAGAGAUGGGAACUCCAUGGAAGGAGCAGGUAGAAAGUAGAUCUGGGCAGCUUCGGAGUAACAGUUAGGAGUAGCAUUCAUAGCCCUUUUUGUGGGCUUUCCUAUCAGGUUGACCACUGUGUGAAACAGAAAAAUGGGUCACCAGUUAGGCCUUCAGUCUGACACAGCAUGGCACUUUUUCCAUUCUUAAGCUACUACUGUCAUAACCUUUCUCAACCGUGGGUUUCCAUAACUUGGUACAGCUGCACUACCACCCAGCCAAUGGGAUCAAAGGUCAAGGAUAGUGGGAAUUGUGAUCUACCAAUACGGCAUGGACUGUAGCUGGGCAAAAUUUCCAGUUUCCUGUCUGCAACAUGAAACCACUUAAUAAUGUGGCACGAUUGCAAAGAUUCAUGAUCAGAGUGUCCAGCUGUGGAGAUGUCAAAGGAAUACAACCUCCACAGUGUUUGACUAUGUGACUGAUGAGGCUGGAAGUCAUCCAAACCUAGACAGCCACAGGAUCCACAUCACUGAGGUUAGCAAAGUGUUCUUAGAUGUGCAUUAAACAUGUUAAGUAUUGUUA